Messenger RNA from Sesamum indicum (sesame), 828 nucleotides. RefSeq lists its product as uncharacterized. NCBI's taxonomy places the organism in Eukaryota, Viridiplantae, Streptophyta, Magnoliopsida, Lamiales, Pedaliaceae. The record is from RefSeq and is a predicted model, not a curated record.
AUGGGAAGGUUUAACAAUGAAACAUUAGAGGUCCAGGAUCUGCGCACUGAUAUGAUGGUGAGUAUUUUGAUCCAUGGACUAAAGAAAGGCUCAUUCACGUCCGCGCUCGCACGCAACCCCCCAAAUGAUGUAGAGCAAUUGAUGGCCCUGGCCCAAAAAUAUAUUGACGAAGAGGAGAUGAAUGCAAUGAAAGAUGCUGAACGAAGAGAUAGGGAGCAAGUGCGUAAGAAACCGCAUGAAACCGGUGAAGGAAGUGGGUCCAGAACGAGAAAUGACAGACCAAGGGAGCUGAAAUACCAGCCUAAAUAUCACAAUUACACUCCGUUGGCCAUGAUGCAUGAAAAGGCCUUCAUGAUGGUAGAAAAUGCAGCUGUACUGAAAUGGCCAAGGCACACCAGGUAUACCCCUUCUAAGAAAUUUUCUAACAAAUACUGCAGAUUCUAUCGGGGUUCGAGUGCAGGAGAUUCGAAGAGGACCAGGAAGAGAUGCGCGAGAACCCUGGGAUCGAGCAGAGAAAGGGAGUUCAUGCUGAAGGUUGAAGAGGAAAAAGCUAUCUCCUUUGACAGUUCUGAUAGGCCAGUGGAUAGUGGGGCAAUGAACGACCCGAUGGUCAUUAAGCUGGAUAUUUCAAAUUUCACUGUUCAUAAAGUACUGGUUGAUAGUGGGAGCUCAGCGGACAUUAUAUUAAAAAAUGUGGUUGACAAAAUGGGAUUAGAAAAUGCCCGUCUCGAGCCGGUGAAGACUCCUCUUGUCGGAUUCGGAGGAAGUGAGGUAGCAUCGUUGGGCAUGAUCGAGUUACCUGUAUCCAUGGGCGAAGAGCCUAAGUGA